CAUAUUCCUCGAAGUAUUAUGGGAUGAUAAUUUUCCAAGAACUUACAAUAAAUUUCCCAAAAAAAGAAGCAGAAGUAAGGUUGGUAUUUGGUAAUGGUUAAAAAAGAAGCAGAAGUAAGGUUGGUAUUUGGUAAUGGUUUGAUACGCGUGCUUAUUUGGGUGCAGAUUAGCCAUCAUCCAUUCGUGUGAAUCUCAUUUCCUUAUUAAGCCCUAGGUUCCAUAGGAAGAAUAAACUUGUAUACAGUGCACAUGAAGAAUUUGAUGAAUUUGUUAUGGAGUGUGGAGAGUUGGGUUUGACUUGCUUGACCUUGACUCUCUUUUAUAUGGGAUUACUGUAAGUCAAAUAGGUGGAAAUGAAGUGUGAACGUAUCUCAUUGAUUUCACUCGAAUAUUGUUGCUUAAAGGUGCCACAAGCAUGUUCGAGUGUGCAAAGUUUGUUAACACAAACAUUCAAUUUAAUUGAAUUUCGCUAAAUCAGAAAAUAUUUUAAUUAAAAUUAAAAUUAAAUCUGAUAAAUUCUCCUACCUGUCAUAGUUGGUUGCCAGUGUAACUGUGCGUCUCCAUUAAACUCAGGGGUGAAGUUACAUGUCAUUGUCAUGCGUGACCGUUUCCGUGUAUUUUUGCAAAACAGAUAAAGAGUUCAAAUAUUUUAUAGGAACUAGGAAGAUUCAUAAGAUUCUGGUAAGUUUGUUACAACAGAAAUACAAAAUAAAGAGAUAAGAGAUAUUUGAAACAGAGUUUUGAAUAACAAAACAGAAUCAUCAGAGAUAUUUGACCAAUAAAACAGAUAUGAUAUUUCCCUAAUCACUUCACUCGCUGAUUACUACCUUCCCUCUUCAAUAUCAAACCCUAUCUAUAAAUAGUACCCUUAUUCUCUUCUCUAUUCCCAUUCUCAUCAUCUCUCAACUUUCUUUAAUCUCUUCUUGCCUCUUCAAAGAUUUUCAAGAUGGGUCAGGUUCUUGGUUGUACUCAGGUUGGUCAGUCAAGUGUGGCUAUCAAGGAAAAUUUUGGCAAGUUUGAUGAAGUGCUUCAACCCGGUUGCUACUGCGUCCCCUGGUGUUGGGGCCAGCGCAUCUCCGGUACCCUUUCCUUGCGUAUCAAGCAACUUGAUGUUCGCUGCGAAACUAAAACUAAGGACAAUGUUUUUGUUACUGUGGUUGCGUCAAUCCAAUACCGAGCACUGGCAGAAAAGGCGGUGGAUGCUUUCUACAAGCUUAGCAAUACCAAGGCACAGAUACAAUCCUAUGUUUUUGAUGUUAUCAGGGCAAGUGUUCCCAAGAUGGAGCUAGAUUCUGUUUUUGAACAGAAGAAUGAAAUUGCAAAAGCUGUUGAGGAAGAACUUGAAAAGGCUAUGUCAGCUUAUGGUUAUGAGAUAGUUCAGACUCUUAUUGUGGAUAUUGAGCCAGAUGUGCAUGUCAAGAAAGCCAUGAAUGAGAUCAAUGCUGCUGCAAGAAUGAGGGUGGCUACGAACGAGAAAGGUGAAGCAGAGAAGAUACUGCAGAUUAAGCGCGCUGAGGGGGAUGCGGAAUCAAAGUAUCUUGCUGGGCUUGGAAUUGCUCGUCAGCGCCAAGCCAUAGUAGAUGGGCUGAGGGACAGUGUGCUAGCUUUUUCUGAGAAUGUUCCUGGCACAUCAUCAAGGGAUAUCAUGGACAUGGUUCUGGUGACCCAAUACUUUGACACCAUGAAGGAGAUUGGUGCAUCUGCAAAAUCCAAUGCUGUUUUCAUUCCACAUGGACCUGGUGCUGUCAAAGAUAUUACUUCACAAAUUAGGGAAGGUCUUCUCCAAGGAAAUGCAUUUGAUUUUGAAAAGGUGUGAUAUGUCAUGCCACCAGUAGUUUGUUUAGCUUUUGAACUAUCUUUCUAUUUUGAGUUUAGAACAGAACUAUUGUUCUGCAAAUAAUAGUCUCCUAGUUUUAGUGGGGCUUAGUUACUUUGUGUUUGUUUUUGGUACAGUUAUCCUUGGCUUUCUCUAUUAUCAUAGUCAGUGUGAUUCCAUUUGAUUUGGUUGAAA
Lotus japonicus is the source of this 2011-nucleotide messenger RNA. RefSeq names its product hypersensitive-induced response protein 1-like. NCBI's taxonomy places the organism in Eukaryota, Viridiplantae, Streptophyta, Magnoliopsida, Fabales, Fabaceae. The coding region runs from base 947 to 1816 and encodes 289 amino acids. The transcript is spliced from 5 exons. The record is from RefSeq and is a predicted model, not a curated record.